AUGGAACACGGUCUACGGCUCCCAUGGUGGGAAUUCCGGCCAGCCGACUUCACCUUGCCCGGCACCGUCGCACGGCACGAUUCCCGAGAAGCAGAGGGGCUACUGGCCGGCUUUCUUCAGGCCGGUGCGAGGGCGGAGACAGCAGACUGCUUCGUCUCUGCCAACAGCUUGAACGUAGCCGAGGUGCUCCACGCCCUCAGCCAAGAGGAGCUCGUGCUGCCGGUCGCGAGGUCGGGGUCGGCGAGUUGUAGAAGACACCAAACACCCCACAGAGCAAAUCUCGAUUCUGCGGAGCUUCCGCAGCUCGCCUGUCGAAGCCGGCUUUUCGGGAUGCCGCUGGCUGAUCGACACGCCGCGCUGACCGUGGCAUGCUCCCUGAGGCACAAGCUGCCCCGGCGGGCGCUGGUGAACUUUUGUUGUCGCCUCAUCCUGGGGAAAGACAUCGGGCGGUUGCCACCAGGAUCGUCAUCAGAGGCACACGACGGAAGUGGAGACCCUCCCACAGAGCAAAUCCCUCCCGGGGCUUGCCGGCGGCAAGGAGGAGGACGGGGCUUGUGCGCCUGUGGAGGGCAACUAUUUGCAUCGGGGGGGAAGACGAGGGCCUCGCCUGAAAUCGAAGGAGGCUCGGCGGAGACACACACGAGGCAUUUCGUGUCUCCGGACGAUGUUGCAGCAGUACGGGGAGCGGCUGCUGCUGCUGCUGCUGCUGCUGCUGCGGCUGCUGCUGUUAUGGAGACACCGCCGCCUACGACGUGCCGAUCGUGCCUAGGGAGAAGGGCAUGGCUGGACCUGGGUUCCGCGCGACUGUUGGUCGUGGCAUGUCACAAGCUCCUGUGGGGCAAGGCUCUGCCCGAGGACGAGGCGCUUGCUCUCGACCGGUGCCUCCGCGCCCUAUCAGAGGUCCUCGGGGAUCGAGACCAGAGCCGGAGGAGCCGGAGCAAGCGAGAGGCAGAAGAACUUCUGGCUGGCGGCGGCAGCAGCGGCAGCUGCGGCGUGUUGCCCGUUUCGGCGGCGGCAGUGCCGGAGGGAAGAGUCCGAGGAAUAUCGGCCGUGCGCGCGGGCGUAAGGCGACGACGGAUAGGAUCUAUGACCACCAACUCCUCCGCCGUCGACCAUGCUGCUGCUGCUGCUGCCGCGGCAAUGGAACGACGCUCCGCAGGAGACGCGGGAAGCGUGUCGGCAGGAUGGGUGCCGAGACUUCCGGCGUCGCCGACGACGAGGGGAAGCAAAAACUCGACGGGGGUUCGAGGUGUGGGUUUCGCAAGAGCGACGGAAAUCGAGCCCUCGAGUGCUCUUGCUGAUCGCUCGGAGAGAGCAGCUUCUGGUGCCGGGGAGGCUGCCGCCGCCAGCGGCGCUAGCCCUCCGCCGCCGCAAUCGGGGGCAGCGAUGGUCGUCGCUGUUGUCGAAGGGGGAGGAGGAGCGGCGGGAGCACCGAGCCGUGGCGGCGCCCCUCUUGCCGGGGGAGAAGAAGGUAACAACACGGCACGAGACGAAGAGUGCCUCCCGUCCGUGCUUCGGCAACGGGUAGCCUCCGUGGCCGAGAAGGUGGCCGCCGCCGGGGCGCGUGGGGCGGCCUCGACGGACGUCCAGGGCGCGGCCGCCGCAGCCGUGUCCCUGCUGCGCGAGGCGACGAAGCUGCCGUCAAACACCGCCCCCACGUCGCCGCCGACCACUUUGGCGGUGGAUGGGUCGUCGUCGUCCACCGGCCCCUUCUAUGAUCGACCACGGCCGCAGCUGCAGCAGCCGCUGGAGGCCGUCUGCAGCGGUGUCGGCCUCGACAUCCCGCGGGGGAAGGGGGCCACGGCAACGGCGGGUUGUGGCGACGACCUCGUGAUGGCGGUCUGCGACGGCUUCGUGACGCCGGCGCUGAGCCUGAGGAACUGCCUGGCGUUCGUGAGGGCCGUGCUCGUGCCGCGCGCCAGGGCCCUGACCGCUCCCGCCUCGAGGCUGCUGGUGACGGCCGUGUCCGGGAUCGGGAAGGCGCGCCCGGGGGUGGUCAUCGACGGGCUGGUCCUGCCGCUGCUGUGCGGGGGGGACCCCGCCUCGGCUGUGGGCUCUGCGCAGUGCGAGCUUUGCACGAGGCUAAUCAAACAGGUAUAG
Messenger RNA from Ectocarpus sp. CCAP 1310/34, 2100 nucleotides. The record is from the annotation of a GenBank genome assembly. NCBI's taxonomy places the organism in Eukaryota, Phaeophyceae, Ectocarpales, Ectocarpaceae.